UUUACUAGUAGACUUCAAUCUCUCUAUAUAUAUAAACACGACACUCCGUUUUUAGGGUUAGGGUUAAAUACUGCGGCUACUGCUUCGAUUUCCUUAGACUCUAUCUGCGCAGAACUAAGCAUCUAUCGCCAUGGGGAAGACACGAGGAAUGGGAGCUGCCCGCAAGCUGAAGUCCCAUCGUAGGAGGCAAAGAUGGGCCGACAAGGCAUACAAAAAAUCUCAUCUUGGCAAUGAAUGGAAGAAGCCUUUUGCUGGUUCAUCCCAUGCAAAGGGUAUUGUUCUUGAAAAGAUAGGUAUUGAGGCCAAGCAGCCCAACUCUGCCAUUCGAAAAUGUGCCAGGGUGCAACUCAUAAAAAAUGGGAAGAAGAUUGCUGCGUUUGUGCCAAAUGAUGGUUGCCUAAACUACAUUGAAGAGAAUGAUGAAGUCUUGAUAGCUGGAUUUGGACGAAAAGGUCAUGCCGUGGGUGAUAUUCCUGGUGUCAGAUUCAAGGUUGUGAAGGUUUCUGGUGUCUCUCUCCUGGCUCUUUUUAAGGAGAAGAAGGAGAAGCCUAGGUCUUAAAUUUGUGGGACGGAUCCUCUUUUUCUCUCUCUCUCUCUCUCUCUCUCUCUAGUUAUCCAAAAAAUUAUGAAUUUUGCUGCAUGAGACUGAAUGAGAUUUAUGAGCAAUUUUGUAUCUCUGAUAGUAAUUCUUCUGAACUUAAUUUGAUUCAUAUUACAGACUUCCUCUCCCCCUUCUUUAGACAUUGCAUGAAUCCUCUGAUCUUGACACUGUCGUUUUUGUUUUUGAGCUGAACUACUAGGAACAGUUGAUUGGCAGAUUCAAAUGUAGGAUACGAUUUAUUACUGCGGGUUUCGAUACUGACCUGUUUUUUGGCACGGAAUCAAAAUUCUCAUAGUGUUUUGUUUGGAUUUUUAACGCAAUCGUGUAUAAAUUUGUAGUUACUUCAACAGAAUAUACGAUUGCCAGAAUAUAGAAUUCCGUUGGAUAUGAUUCUAUAAUUCCUUUUUC
This is a messenger RNA of Abrus precatorius (Indian licorice), 1009 nucleotides long. RefSeq names its product 40S ribosomal protein S23. Gene Ontology annotation, cellular component: cytosolic small ribosomal subunit; ribosome. The record is from RefSeq and is a predicted model, not a curated record. The transcript is spliced from 4 exons. Gene Ontology annotation, molecular function: structural constituent of ribosome. Lineage: Eukaryota; Viridiplantae; Streptophyta; Magnoliopsida; Fabales; Fabaceae. The coding region runs from base 131 to 559 and encodes 142 amino acids. Gene Ontology annotation, biological process: translation.